CCCAGACAAGACGGGGCUUUGAAGCGGCGACGUUUCAAUUCAUUACUCUUCCUCCCGACGCUCGCAUUCAUAUCUCGGCCUUCUCUCCGUCGACGUUAACCUGCCCAGCUCCGUCAGUCCAGACGCCGGCGGCUAUGUUUACAAUUUGAGUUCCAACUUCCACGCUUCCUCUCAGAUCUCGCCGUCUCGGCUAAUUUUCCUACUUCCAGUUCGAAUUCUGCACUUCCAUACCUGAAGCUGGCUGAUAACGUAGCUUCAAUCGAAGGCGGAGAAGGCAACAGCAACGCCAGUUCUCGUCAACUGCUCGAUUAUAUCAAUUAGGGUAAUCACAUGAGAUCCUUUUUCUUCUUCUUUACUCUUGGAGAUCUCUCCGGUCUCGGCUAAUUGACUAAAAUCUUGCCGGGAAAAAGUGAACUUCAACUAGGAUAGUUCCGUUAGCUGUUCUUGUUGUGUGCUGCAUCUUCAUGGUGCAUUCUCUAAUGUACAAUGCAAAGUGUACUGAAAUCUAUGGUGGCUGUUUUGUAGAACGUCAGGGUAGAACGCCAGGGUAGAACGUCAGGGUAGAGGAAACGGAAUGAACAAAAUGAGGAGCUUCAAUGGCCUCCUAGCUAUGAUCUCUAGCUCUUUCCUUUGGGUCUAUGCAUUCACCUUCAUUGCUGGAUACCCAAUUCCAACAUUUGGGAACAUAGAGGUUGCCAGCAAUGUGCUGAUUCCUGGAAAUGAAAUGUGGAAGGAGACUCUUGCCUUACAGGGAGGUUCUCGUCUGUAUGAACUUCGGGGCUUGAAAUCGAACACUUGGUAUGAAGUGAAGAUAUCUUAUCCGGCUUCUAUACCUGCUAGCUUCACUAUACAACUGAAGAAGGAUGUUUCUGAUUUGGGAAUGAACUGGAAUCGAAGAUUACUAAACACAGAGAAACUGAUUUUCAAGACUGAUGAGUUCAGUGGCAAUCAGAACCAGUUGUACGUGCUGGUAACUGUAGAGCCGGAGGGGGUGGUUGCAAUACCCAAUGUACCAGAGAGGGAAGCAAUCAUCUUCAACAUAGUAUGCGAUGAAUUGUUGCUGGGUAUCCCUCACAAGGCUUGGUGGGUGGGAGUGCUUGUGUUGCUGUGUUUAGUGGCUGCAUUCAUCAUCCCUCGUUUUCUCCCAGUACUCAUGCCGCCUGAAAAUGGAAGCUCCAUGUCAUCAUCAUAUGAUAGUGUUGCCAAAGAAUCUUAGGAUUUGGCAAGGAAGUUUAUUGGAAGCAAUUCAGCAGCAGGGAGGGGAUGUUGGGUCAUCGAAACUCCUACAAUCACCAUGGAAGCUUAUAGGGCUCUCAUCGUUAGCAUUUUAUGCAGAACAGGAGGAAAGAAGGAGUGGCAGCCGAUGCAUGUUUUCCUUGGUUGAAAAUUGAACGUGGGGAGGAUCGGUGUCUGUUGUAUUCAAGAUGGAGUAGUGAAAGUUUGGUGUUCUGCAAUUUCGUAGGCAGAGGACAUAGGUAAAAGGUUUGGUUUGUUAAGAUCUCAGAGGUAUAAGCUACUUUGGAUAUGCCCCCAUGAGCAUAUGCUAACUGCAAAAUUUUGUGAGUCAAGCAAUGGAGGAUCAAAAUUAAUUAGAACAGUAGAUAUGUUCACAAAACUAAAAUAUGUAUCAAGUAUGUUAUAUGAAAAAUUCAACCUCUGAGCACAUUAUGGACUAAAGCUCCUCCUCUAUUUUUAGUAACAAAAUGAACUAGAAGUAAGAUCAAACUAAAAAUUAAUAUCAUAAACACAGUUGGAUUUGUGAUCGAGAAAUCCGAAUCUCCUAUCUUCAUAAGGAAUCAAUGAGAGAAUGAAAAAUUGUUCAACUAGGUUGUUGGCCAUUAUUAUAAGAAACAUUUUCAUUUCAUACUUGUAGUUCCGCUUCAAUUAUACGAUAAAUAAUUCCAAGGUAA
This is a messenger RNA of Linum trigynum, 1910 nucleotides long. Lineage: Eukaryota; Viridiplantae; Streptophyta; Magnoliopsida; Malpighiales; Linaceae. The record is from the annotation of a GenBank genome assembly.